Messenger RNA from Trichoplusia ni (cabbage looper), 1034 nucleotides. It is a transcript of the gene eIF3g1, whose product is annotated as eukaryotic translation initiation factor 3 subunit G. The record is from RefSeq and is a predicted model, not a curated record. Gene Ontology annotation, cellular component: cytoplasm; eukaryotic translation initiation factor 3 complex. NCBI's taxonomy places the organism in Eukaryota, Metazoa, Arthropoda, Insecta, Lepidoptera, Noctuidae. The transcript is spliced from 6 exons. Gene Ontology annotation, molecular function: translation initiation factor activity; RNA binding. Bases 133 to 975 code for a protein of 280 amino acids.
GGCAAGGGGAAGUGGGGUACUGCAAGACGUGAAAUAGGUUCAUUUUUAGAGGUUCUGUCAAACAAAAAAAGGCUCGAAAACUUUAAAUAUUGUUAGCAGUAUUUUGAACAGAACAAAUAGAAUAAGUGAACCAUGCGUGUUGCUGAUGAAAUCCAGUCCUCUUGGGCUGAUGAGGUUGAGAUAGACCAGGGAGCCCUGCCACCACCUUCUGAAGUUGUAGAAAAUGGAUUGAAGAUUGUCACUGAAUAUAAAUAUGACAAUGACAACAAGAAAGUUAAGAUUGUCCGCACCUAUAAAAUUGAAAAGCGUGUAGUCUCAAAGGACAUCGCUAAGCGCAAAACUUGGAGCAAAUUUGGAGACUCUGCAAAUGAUAAACCAGGACCAAAUCCUGCUACCACCAAUGUUGCUGAAGAUGUCUUUAUGCAGUUCAUCACCAGUAAAGAGGAAGCACAGCGCCCUGAUGGAGAGACUGGAGAGCUUGAUGGACUCAAGGUUCAAACCAGCAGUGUGAUCAUCAAGUGCCGAACCUGCCAAGGAGAGCACUGGACGACAAGCUGUCCCUUCAAACACACACAAAUUGCUCAGGCUAAAGCUAGUGAAGCUGCUAAGGUUGCAGAAUCUAAGGCCCCUUCUACCAACAAGUAUGUCGCCCCCUACCUGCGAGACGGCGGCGCGGCGCGCGGCACUGGGCGUGAACCGCCAGGCGCCCGCCGGGACGACGCCACCGCCAUUCGUAUUUCCAACCUUAGUAACUUCGCCGUGGAAGCUGAUCUUGACGACCUUGUCAAGGGCUUUGGGCCUGUGCAGAAACUGUAUCUCGCUAAAGAGAAGAGUACUGGUCUCUGCAAAGGAUUUGCUUACGUUCACUUCAAGUUCCGUGCCGAUGCUGCUAAAGCUAUCCAGACCCUCAACGGACAUGGUUACGAUCAUUUGAUUCUCAAUGUGGAAUGGUCUAAGCCCCCUCAGAACAAUUGAAUAAUGUGAACAUUUCCAUAUUGUAUACAAAUUAUAAAUAAAAUUUUAUAAAGUGUAAA